This is a messenger RNA of Mugil cephalus (flathead mullet), 3036 nucleotides long. It is a transcript of the gene stat1a, whose product is annotated as signal transducer and activator of transcription 1a. Bases 173 to 2380 code for a protein of 735 amino acids. Lineage: Eukaryota; Metazoa; Chordata; Actinopteri; Mugiliformes; Mugilidae. Gene Ontology annotation, biological process: defense response; response to peptide hormone; type I interferon-mediated signaling pathway. The transcript is spliced from 25 exons. Gene Ontology annotation, molecular function: RNA polymerase II cis-regulatory region sequence-specific DNA binding; DNA-binding transcription factor activity, RNA polymerase II-specific. The record is from RefSeq and is a predicted model, not a curated record.
UAACAUCGGAGUUUCUGCUCCGUAGAUUAGUUGCACAACAUUGGGAAGAACAUACCAUUUUGGAUAAACAGUUACACGCAUCUCCGAGAUUUUACACGUGUUUUCAAAAGUCAAAGUUUUAGCUUCUAAUGCAGACUGAGUCAGGGACGAGGCGGACGCAGUCGAGCCCAGCAUGGCGCAGUGGUGCCAGCUUCAGAUGCUGGACUGCAAAUACCUGGAGCAGGUGGACCAGCUGUAUGACGACUCCUUCCCCAUGGACAUCCGACAGUACCUGAGCAAGUGGAUUGAAAGCAUCGACUGGGACACGGUGGCGUUUCAGGACUCGCUGGCCACCGUCCGCUUCCACGAUCUCCUCGCUCAGCUGGACGACCAGCACAGCCGCUUCGCCCUGGAGAACAACUUCCUGCUGCAGCACAACAUCCGCAAGAUCAAGAGGAACCUGCAGGAUCGGUUCCAGGAAGAUCCCGUCCACAUGGCCAUGAUCAUCUCCAGGAACCUGAAGGAGGAGCAGAAGAUCUUAGCCAACGCAAAGAGCGCCGAGCAGGAGGGUGAGGGGGUCGUGUCGGCCAUGGUGGUGGAGAAACAGAAGCUGGACAACAAAGUGAAGGAGAUGAAAGACAGAGUCCAGGUGGUCGAUCAGAACAUCAAGAACCUGGAAGACCUGCAGGAUGAGUACGACUUCAAAGUCAACACGCUGAAGAACAGAGAGAACGAAAUGAAUGGCAUGACGGCGAAGGAGCUGGAGAAAGAGAAGAUGACGGUGGUGAGGAUGUGUCUGGAGCUGAAAGCAAAGCGUCAGGACGUGGUGAUGCAGCUGAGCGAACUCCUGAACGUAACCCAGACGCUGCUGACAGACCUGAUCUCCGAGGAGCUGCCGGAGUGGAAGCAGAGGCAGCAGAUCGCCUGCAUCGGUGGCCCCCCCAACGCCUGCGUGGACCAGCUGCAGAACUGGUUCACAGCGGUAGCAGAGAGUCUCCAGCAGGUUCGUCAGCACCUGAAGAAGCUGCAGGAGCUGGAGCAGAAGUUCACGUACGACAACGACCCCAUCACACAGAAGAAGGCUUUCCUGGAGGCCCGGGCUCUGGAGCUCCUCAAGAACCUCCUCUCCAGCUCUCUGGUUGUAGAGAGGCAGCCCUGCAUGCCCACUCACCCUCAGAGACCCCUGGUCCUGAAGACCGGCGUCCAGUUUACUGUGAAACUCCGGUUUCUGGUGAAGCUGCAGGAGUUUAACUACCAACUCAAAGUGAAAGCUGUGUUUGAUAAAGACGUGACAGAGAAGAAAGGCUUUCGUAAGUUCAACAUUUUGGGAACGAACACUAAAGUCAUGAACAUGGAGGAGUCGAAUGGGAGCUUGGCAGCAGAGUUCAGACAUUUGCAACUGAAAGAACAGAAAGUUGCCGGCAACAGAACAAAUGAGGGUCCUCUGAUCGUCACCGAGGAGCUUCACUCUCUCAGCUUUGAGUCCGAGCUGCAGCUCAACCAGUCCGGGCUGGACAUCAAGCUGGAGGCCAUGUCUCUGCCUGUGGUCGUCAUCUCUAACGUCUGCCAGCUGCCCAGUGGCUGGGCCUCCAUCCUCUGGUACAACAUGCUCACCACCGAGCCCAAGAACCUGAAGUUCUUCCUGUCGCCUCCUCAAGCGAAGUGGUCCCAGCUGUCAGAGGUCCUCAGCUGGCAGUUCUCCUCCGUCACCAAGCGAGGCCUGAACCAGGAGCAGCUCAACAUGCUCGCCGACAAACUGCUCGGAGCCAAAGCCCAGAGGAACCCAGAGGGACAGAUCCCCUGGACCAAGUUCUGCAAGCAGCAGAGUGCCAACGAGAAAGCGUUUCCCUUCUGGCUGUGGAUCGAAGGAAUCCUGGAUCUGAUCAAAAGACAUCUGCUGUCUCUCUGGAACGAUGGCUCCAUCAUGGGCUUCAUCAGCAAGGAGAGGGAGAAGGCUCUGCUGAGUGACAAGUGUCCGGGAACCUUCCUGCUCAGGUUCAGUGAGAGCAGCAGAGAGGGAGCCAUCACCUUCACCUGGAUCGAACACGACGUCCACGACAAGCCGGUCUAUCAUUCCGUGGAGCCGUACACCAAGAAGGAGCUUUCUGCCGUUUCUCUGCCCGACAUCAUCCGCACCUACAAGGUGAUGGCGGCCGAAAACAUCCCCGAGAACCCGCUCCGCUUCCUCUACCCCAACAUUCCCAAGGACAAGGCCUUCGGCAAGUACUACCCCUCAGAGACUCCAGAGAAGAUGGACAUAGAUGACACGGAGAAGACGGGCUACAUGAAGACGGAGCUCAUCUCUGUUUCUGAAGUACAUCCGUCCAGACUGCAGGACAACAUAAUGCCAAUGUCUCCCGACGACUACAAGGUUCUGGAAAGAGACCUAUUUUAUCAUUAAGACCUGGAUCCCUCCAGAGGCACUGACACCCUGUGACUCCUGGAUGUGACGCACACUGACACCUCCCUGACACUCACUGGCACCCACUGAAACACUGUGACUCCUCCCUGACGCUCGCUGGCACUCACUGAAACACUGUGACUACAUGUCGGGAUCUUUCCAGUGGCACUGACACCCUGUGACCACUAGGGUAAAUCCUGACACUGACGCUGACACCCCGUGCCUUGCUGGCAGUGACUGCCACUCUUUCGAGAGUCCCUCUUUCUGCAGCUGACAAAUCAAGCGCGUCUUUAUUCAUCGUGUUCUAUUUGAAUUAGAUGCGAUUAUUGAAAGUUUAUAUUUAAUACCGAGUGACGAUGAACACCACAUUUAAUGCAACCUGUCAAUUAAUGAAUGAAUGAAUGAAUGUCACAUUGACGUACUGUCCUUAUUAUUAUUAAAUAAUUAAUAUCUUAAGUAUUAAUUAAAUAAUUAAAGAGAUUAAAUUAUGUGAAUCAAAAGCUAAAUAUUGUUUUUGAAAUGUAGUUGACUUGAUUUUUUAUUUCUUUUUAGUCAAAACACGAUUUCUCUUAAUAUACAGUAAAGUAUCACUACACACAAUCAAAUUUCAUCACACAACUCCAUUGUGAAGAGUAAUAAAGACAUUCAGGUGCUUA